AUGACGCACGUUCUAAUUCUCUCUGUCAUUUUCGGUAUUUGUUGUACGUUAGCGGAGAAAAGUGAUAAUACGACAACGACCGAAAAUUCAAAGAAUCUUUCCAAUUCUAAAGACAAAUUCUUGGCAAAUGCCAUUCAUGGUAAAAACUUGUCGGAGCUUGCUCUGGAUAACAUUGACGUCGAAGAAACAAAAAAAACGGAUAAGAAACCGAGAACCGUUUUACAUCGCGACUCGAGUCUCGAAAGAGAUAAUUCCAGUUGCUGCAGUUCUAAAUACAGUUCCAGUGGAUUGGCACGACCGGAUUAUAAUUACAACAGGAUUCCUUCAGAGACUGGACGGUAUUCCUCCCAAUAUAGCGAGCGUCAACCCAUUGAUAGAUACGGAUGGCAAACGCAAGGUCGGCUCCCAGGUUCCAUCGGAAACGGUGAUAAGCCCGGAGGAAGCGGAAACGGAGUUUACGCAGGAAGUCAGUUGGGAGACAGGUAUGGACCACGUCCAGCAAGUGAAACUGCUAAUAGACCCAUCACUUUGGGAUAUGGCUCGGGAAAUGGUGGAGGAUACAACUCGGGAAACGGUGGAGGAUAUGGCUUUAUUGUUAAUGGUUAUGGAGGCUAUGGUAGACCAAUUGGACAUGGAGGUUCGAUCUAUGGGAUUUCGGGAACAUUGGCCGAUGGUGACGAAUUCGGCCCAAGUGAUGCGAAUUAUCCGGAUGCAAGCACACCACAAGGAAAUAUUCAAGCACAAAAGGCAAUAGCAUUAAAGGCUUUAGCAGGCGUUGCAUUAAUUGGGGCAGCAGCAGCGUUAGCUUCAAACCCUGUUCUUCUGCCAAUCAGCUUCGUGUCUGGUAGAAGAAAAAGAUCAGAGACUUUCACGGAGGAAGAGCAAGCCAACUUCCAAAUGGAUUACAUUUUGUACAUGUUGAGGGAAAAUUUAGCUAAGAUACAAAAAGAUGGUUCAAGCAGCAGACUUGUGAUUUCUCCAAGAUGUGUCGCCAAGUUAACUUGCGAAAUUCAGAAAGAUUACUUGUCCGAUGUCGGAAAAGACGUCGAGAUCUUGAAUACAAAUCGGAGAUAUCAUCUUAGCAAUCUAAUACGAAAUAAUGUACUCAAUACCAAUACGGUGAGCACAUCCAUAAAGGACUUAAUCAAGCUGGCUAUCGACGUAGCAUCGAAAAAUAAAAACUGCGACGUGUUUACUUGUAAUUACAUAAGGAAAGCUUAUAAGUAA
This is a messenger RNA of Atta colombica, 1227 nucleotides long. RefSeq lists its product as uncharacterized. Lineage: Eukaryota; Metazoa; Arthropoda; Insecta; Hymenoptera; Formicidae. The record is from RefSeq and is a predicted model, not a curated record. The coding region runs from base 1 to 1227 and encodes 408 amino acids. The transcript has 7 exons.